Molecule: messenger RNA, 1611 nt
Organism: Ostrinia nubilalis (European corn borer)
Lineage: Eukaryota; Metazoa; Arthropoda; Insecta; Lepidoptera; Crambidae
Product: carboxylesterase 5A-like
Exons: 3
Coding region: 34-1611 (525 amino acids)
Molecular function (GO): hydrolase activity
Source: RefSeq, a predicted model, not a curated record
UUUUAUAUUAGUGGCCUAAAUAGUUAUAAUUUAAUGUCGUCAGAGGUAACGAUUCCUCAAGGAAACUUAAAAGGUUCCAUAAGUUUUUCUGGAGCCUACAGAAGAUUUCUGAAAGUGCCCUACGCUUCAGUGACAGGAAAAUUCCAAGCACCUGGAGACCCACCCUCAUGGAAAGGCACACUAAAUGUAGCACGCGGUUCCAGUAGAUGCAAACAAUACUUCAGUCGCACUAGAACACCCAUAGGCUUCAAAGAUUGCCUGGUACUUAACGUCUACACCCCCACAGUUGCACUAAAGACUCCACUCCCUGUAAUGGUAUUCAUACACGGCGGAGGUUUCUACUGGGGCAGCAACACACACCUCCUUUAUAAUCCCAAACACUUACUGAAAAAACAAGUCAUUGUCGUAACAGUUAACUAUCGCCUUGGAGCAUUCGGAUUUCUUUGUUUACGAAACAAAGGUGCACCAGGAAACGCGGGGUUGAAGGACCAAGUAGCAGCUUUGAAAUGGAUAAGCAAAAAUAUAGAAUAUUUUGGAGGUGAUCCCAAUUCAGUAACUCUUUUUGGUGAAAGCGUUGGAGCUGCUUCUGUUAACUACUUGUUGGUUUCUCCAUUAACCGAAGGUUUAUUCCAUAGAGUUAUAUUACAAAGUGGGUCAGUGCUAAUGCCGCAAGCUUUUGACGAAGACCCUAUAGGAAGCGCGUCCUUAGUUGCUACUCGCUUAGGAUAUAAUUCUUCUGAUCCAGAUGAACUUCUAAACAUCUUUAAUCAAGUAUCCGAGGAAGAUGUUACCAUUGAAACAUAUAGAGAUCAAACUAAUAAUGCCUUCGCCCCGUACGUGUUUAGACCCUGCCUUGAAGAACCUACUGCAGAUGCUAUUAUUACUGCUCCACCCAGAGAUUUAUUAAAUUCUUCCAACUUGAAUUCUGGUAUUACAGUAAUCAUUGGAUACAAUAACAAAGAAGGUAUAAAAUGGGCUUCGAAAUAUAACUCCAAUGGUAUUAAAAAUCUUGUACAAAAUUUUACUCAGAUUAUACCACACAACCUAUACUUUCAAAGUAAAAAUGAUAAAGAUAUAUUUGUAGCAGAUGUGGAAAAAAUAUAUUUUGGAAAUAAAACAUUAGACAAUGAUAUUCUUGAUGGACUGAUAAAUUACUUUUCUGAUGCCUUCAUUAUGUAUCCUAGCGUUGCUACCACUGAAUAUUUUUUAAAAUACACAAACAUAUCCGUGUUUAACUAUUUCUUCAAAUAUGACUCGUAUCGAAAUUUACUCAAAUCAGCUUCUGGUUUGAGAAGGAAACCGGGUGCUGAUCAUGGAGACGAGUUAUUCUAUCUGUUUGAACCUGUGAUAUAUCAGUCCCUGCUCCCACUACAAGCAAAUUCGAACGACUAUAGGAUAAUCAACAAAAUGACUGGGAUGUGGACAAGCUUUGCUAAGACUGGAAACCCAAACAGUAAAGAGUCGCCAAAUACUCACUGGACGAAAAGCGAAUUGAACGAGUUAACAUUUCUAGAAAUCGACAGAGAAUUUCAAAUAAUAUCUUUGCCCAACAAGGAACGAAUAGAUUUUUGGAAAAAUGUUUAUGAAAAAUACGGGACAAAAAAUGACUAA